UCCUCACCACCUCCCCUUCCUCCUCCCCACCCGCCCUCCAGACAGCCGGCUGCUCCAAUGAGCGCUUUCCUCUCUGCGAUCACCGUCGUUAUUGCUGUCACACUAAGCCUCAACAUGCUCGGCUCCGUCAUCCACCCGCUGCGCUUCUGGACCCGCGUGCUCGUCUUCCUCGUGAGCAUGAGCUUCUGCGCCAGCUACGGCGUCGUCACCUCCAUCAUCCUCUCCUUGCUCGGAAAGCGCAGUCUUUGUCAAUGGGUCGCCGGCCGUGCGUUCAGCACAAUCACCGCGCCGCUCCUCGGCCUCAAGUUCGAGAUUGAGAACGAGGCCCUGCUCCGCGACACCCGGCCUGCCAUCGUCGUCGCCAACCACCAGACUGAGCUCGAUGUGCUCAUCCUCGGCCGUCUGUUCCCCCGCCACUGCUCCGUCACCGCCAAGAGCACUCUCAAAUAUGUCCCGUUCCUCGGCUGGUUCAUGCUAUUCUCAGGAACCGUCUUCAUCGACCGCACGAACCGCGGCAAGGCCAUCAAAGCCCUCGACGGGGCCAUUGCCGAUAUGCAAAAAGCUAAACAGUCGGUCUUCAUCUUCCCCGAAGGCACCCGCUCCUACUCCACCACCCCCGAACUCCUCCCCUUCAAGCGCGGCGCAUUCCACCUCGCGAUGCAGUCCGGCUUCCCGAUCAUCCCCGUGGUCGUCGCGAACUACAGCCACCUCUACAGCCCAAAGAACCGGACGUUUGAGAGCGGGACACUCAAGAUCAAGGUGCUCGACAAGAUCGACAUGGAGGGCAGAUCGGCAGAGGAGAUCGAUGAGUUGGUGGCCUCGACCCGUACUAAAAUGCUUGAGACACUGAAGGAGAUCUCAAACAAGCCGGCGACUCCUGAUGCCGACUCUGAGACCACGCAGCUGUUGAGCAGCGACUCGACCGUCGUUGAAGAGGCAGAGACAAUCUCAGCGAGUCCCAAGAGUGUUGGCGCUCAAUAGUCGCUCGCUCAUGAUUAUGAAGGUCGGAAUCAUGUACAUACGUUGCAUUCUGAACAGAACUGUAUUUUAUCUGUAAUAAUAAUAACAAACAUAGCAA
Messenger RNA from Myxozyma melibiosi, 1078 nucleotides. Its product is annotated as putative 1-acylglycerol-3-phosphate acyltransferase. The transcript is spliced from 3 exons. The record is from RefSeq and is a predicted model, not a curated record. Lineage: Eukaryota; Fungi; Ascomycota; Lipomycetes; Lipomycetales; Lipomycetaceae. Gene Ontology annotation, cellular component: membrane; endoplasmic reticulum. Gene Ontology annotation, biological process: phosphatidic acid biosynthetic process. The coding region runs from base 58 to 981 and encodes 307 amino acids. Gene Ontology annotation, molecular function: 1-acylglycerol-3-phosphate O-acyltransferase activity.